Molecule: messenger RNA, 366 nt
Organism: Hyaloperonospora brassicae
Lineage: Eukaryota; Oomycota; Peronosporomycetes; Peronosporales; Peronosporaceae
Source: the annotation of a GenBank genome assembly
AUGACGAAUCCGUGGAACUACGUGUCUGCCAUGUUCUGUGGAUUUUUCGUCAUGAGCCAGUUGUACCCCAUGGUCAAGAAGCGUGUUCCCGAGUCCAGCGGCUGGGACCAUACUGCUGCCACCUUUACGGUGAACAUGUUUGGCUUGUUGCUCGUGGUCUACAGUGUAGUCUUCGUGAAGCUAUGGCAAGCCUACUACGCGGGCAAUCUCCAGGUGGCCCAAGGCAUCGUAGCAGGCACGAAUGACCCGGUGGCGGCGAAGACGAACUGGACGCACCGGAUUGUGACGAGAAGCGGUGGUGUGGUCUAUCUGGCGAGCCGGAGACGCGCUCGCAAGUGCGCGCUGUCGUCGACGCUUUCCCUCUAG